AUGUGUUCGAUGGCUUUUCUGCACGUUCGGCCAUUGUCGGAUAAAGAUGGCGGUAGCAAGAGCACUAGCAGUACGGGCAGCCAAAAUGAGACAUCCGCUCUUGGAACUUUGACUGCCGCCGGCAACACAACCAGCAGCGAGGUUGACGCAGCGCGCAAGAUCGUUCAGGAUGCCAUCGCCAAGAUGAGGGUGCUGAACAAGGCCCGCUUCGAGAAUCCGGCUCGCAACCGAGGCCGGUACUCGCAGGACGCUGAGUCCCGCAAAAGACAAGCAGCUGAGUCCGCUACCGAGGGUUUUCCCGUUCUCGUCCCCACCGACGAGAUGUCUCGAGCUGCGGCACUCUUGGCCGAGCUCGAGGCCGAACCUGUCACGCUCCAGAAGAGGGCUACGACUUGGUGGAUGCAGGGCCUCAAACACCUCGGUAGCGUCCCGUGGGGACCGGAUGCUUCAUACAAGACUUACCGCAAUGUGAUUGACUAUGGUGCGGACCCGACAGGUAGCAAGGACUCAACAGCCGCCAUCCAAAAAGCCAUAGACGAUGGCAAGCGAUGUGGAGCAAAUUGCAACGGCUCGACCGUCAAGAACGCUAUCGUGUACUUUCCCCCUGGUCGGUACCUGGUCUCCAAAUCCAUCAGUGUCCUCUUCGGCACGCAGAUCAUUGGUGACGCCAACGACCCGCCCACAAUCGUCGCUUCGGCUAGCUACAUCGGUUUGGGAGUGUUGUCUACCGAUGUGUACGUCGAGAACGGUGGUGUCGGUCCCGAUGGCAAUGCCCUCGAGUGGUAUAUCAACACCGCCAGGUUCUAUGGUCAGAUCCGCAACAUCAAGAUCGACAUCACGGCGACCGAUCCGACCGCAUAUGUUGCAGCUCUGCAUUAUCAGAUGGCACAGGCUACUGAUAUCUCGCAGGUCACUAUUGUCAUGAAGCCUGGGACCACCCAUCAAGGUAUCUACGCAGAAAAUGGCAGCGGCGGUGUUAUGUCGGACAUGACGUUCAUAGGUGGCAACUUUGGCAUUUACGGUGGUGCGCAACAAUUCAGUGCCUCUCGAAUGACCUUCAACGGCUGCAGUACCGGCGUACAGCUUAUUUGGGACUGGGGCUGGUCCUGGAAGAGCGUCUCUAUGAAUAAUGUCGGAACGGGCUUCAGGCUGUACAAUGACGGCGAUGCUUCCCUCCCUGGUUCUGUCAGUAUUAUCGACUCGAUCCUCACGGGUAUUAGCAAGGCUGGGAUAGAAAUGGUUAUGCCUUCGGAUAGUAUGGAUAAAGGAUAUACGGGCUUACGCUUGAUAAUGUCCAACUCGACGGGGCGUGGCACCGGGUAUAUCAUCCUGGCACCCGGAUACUACCACACGUAUGUCAUUGGAUCCACCUACUUCAAGGGCGUGCGCACGUGGUCCCGACGAGCGCAGUAUUACACCCGCGAACCCUCACUGUUAGGUCCUGCGCGAUCAGGCUUGGCAGUCGCACCGUAUCUAGAGCGGGCAAGACCACAGUACCAAGAUAGAGCACCAGGUGAUUUUGUACACCUCAAGGACCUCGGCGCCCGUGGUGACGGCAGUACCGACGACACGGCGGCGAUACAGGCUGCCUUCUCCCGCUAUGGCGAUGGCAGCAAGGUCAUCUACGUAGAUGCCGGAAGCUACAUCAUCAAGGAUACGGUCCUUAUUCCGCCCGGUGCUAAAGUCGUCGGCGAGACUUGGUCGCAGCUUGUAGCUACUGGAGCCAAAUUUGGGGACGCGAUGAAGCCGGUACCUAUGCUCAAAGUAGGCUCCGAGGGCGACGUGGGGAGCGUGGAGCUGCAGGACCUGAUCCUGACGAGUCGAGGCCCGACGCCGGGGCUGGUGGUGAUGGAGUGGAACAUUGCAGCCGACUUCCCUGGGUCGGCCGGGCUCUGGGACGUCCAUGUCCGGCUCGGGGGUGCCGUCGGGACGCAGCUGACGCCGGCGGAGUGCCCACCGAUCCGCUCUGGGCUUAACCCAGCAUCUUGCCAGGUCGCCAGCAUGAUGUUGCACGUCACCCGCCGUGCCUCGGGCUAUUUCGACAACGUGUGGCUAUGGGUGGGAGACCACCAGAUUGACGAUCCCAAGCUCGAUGACCCUCUCAACAAUAUGGACCAGAUCACCGUCUACUGCGCGCGUGGUAUGCUUAUCGAGAGUCAGAAGGCAACUUGGCUGUACGGUACAGCUUCAGAGCAUAGCGUCAUGUAUCAGUACAAUUUCGAAGGAGCCAUGAACGUCUUCAGCACAAUGCUGCAGACCGAGACGCCCUACUACCAGCCGACUCCUAAGCCGCCGGCGCCCUUCGCCGCCACGGUGGGCAUCGCCUCCAAGAGUGAUCCGUUCUACGACUGCCAGGGCGGCCCGGCGGACGGAUGUGACGCUUCCUACGCAGUGGUGAUGCGACGAUCACAGAGCAUUCACAUUAGCACAGCGGGUACGUAUUCAUGGUUCAGCACGUAUACGCAAGACUGCAUCUCGUCGCAGACCUGCCAGAAGAACCUAUGGCUCAUCGGGGCCAACAACGGCGACAACGUCCGCAUCGAGCAGCUCAUCACCAUCGGGGCCAAGCAUAUGUUUGCCACCCGUGACAAUGGCCCUAUUGUACUCGCCUCGGACAACUUUGCUGUCUCGAAGCAUCCUAAGUGGUCCCAUAUCUCCCUUUUCCAGGCGCCAUCCUUCGGUCACCUAGAACCGGAGCGCUUCGCCGAGAAGAACGACUGCCGCUUGUCCGACAACUCCUACAGUACUGAGAACGUGCCUGUGGGCACCAUUGCUUCCUUCUCUAACGACGGCUCCACCCUUAAGAACAAGGAGGGCGAGGACGUCUACAACUUCGUCACAAUCGUCAAUCUGACUCCGCACCGACUGGUGAAGCAGGGCGGACCUACCCCUUACCAGGUCGAGGCUGACUUUGCCGACGUUCCCCCUGGCCGAGCCCGGCAGUUCAGGGUCACUCUCGAAGGCACCAACAAGCGCUUCCACGUCCACAUUGCAACACAUAUGGAUGACAAGUACGAGCGCCGGGUCAUCUUCGACCUGGGCGAGAUGGGCAUGGGCUGGCGCGAGCUUGGCUUCCCCGGGAAUGGUCUGGGCGUUGCGCUCGUUAUCACGGGCAGCGAGCAGUACGGCUAUUACAACUCACUGCAGCUCAAUGGCGCCGGAUGGCAGCAGAGGAUCAAGAGUGUCAUACAGAACCGCCAGUUGCGCCAUGUUGUGGUACCUGGCUCGCACGAUGCCGGCAUGAACACCAUCUCGACGAGCGCCUCGGGCUGGACCGGGGGCGGUGUUAACUUUAAUACCGAGACCCAGAGUCUUGACCUGUACAACCAGCUGCGUGUCGGUGCCCGCUACUUUGAUAUGCGCAUCUACUCGAUCAAUGGCGAUGGCUUCUGGUCCGCCCACAUCAAUGACGACAAGGAGAAAUCGCCCGUGGGAGCCACGGGAGCUAGCCUGGACGACCUCAUUGCGGGCGUGAACCGCUUCACGACCGACUUCCCGGGCGAGGUCAUCGUGUGGUUCAUCAAGGGCAUGAGGAAUCUGCAGAUAGCAAACUACAACUUUGGCUGGAGCGCCGACACGCAGCGGCGCUUCCUCACGAAGCUCGAGGGCAUCAAUAACCGGUGUCCAGACCUGCCCCUGAAGGAUCUCGCGACGGGCGGCGUCUGGAUUGACACCAUCACCAUGGGCAGCUACAUGACCAGCAACAGCGGCCGGGGCUGCGUCCUGCUCGUCCUCGACGCCGGGGCUGUCGGCAGUGGACUGGAAAAGAAGCGCCCGUCGUCGGGUAUCUACUCGUCCGAGAACUUCCGCCGGGACGACACGUGGCCCAACAAGCCGACUACGGAGGCGAUCGCGGCCUUCCAGCUCAGCGCGCUCCAGAAUAAGCCGCGCAACGGCUCCGACUGGACGGCCGCCGACGGUACCAUCAAGGAUGACUACUUCAUUCUGCAGUGGCACACGACCAAGUUCCCUACCGAGCUGUCGUUGGCGAGGAGCAUACAGGGUUUCGCCAACCAGGAGACCAACCCGUCCCUGUACCACGUGGGCAUGAGCGGCAUCACCCCUCAGCACUUCCCCACGGUCAUUCAGGUCGACGCCCUGGGCCUUUUCCACACGUCCGACCUCAGUGAAGGGGGCUAUAACCCCAUGCUCCAGACACUGUGCAUCGGUCUGAACUUGUACAUGGUGAGCGAGAACUGCGCCCUCAGCAAGAAGCGCAACCCUCUUCCCAGCUUCGGCAGGAGUCCCCGUCGUGGCAACGGGAAGCGCGUCUUCACGGGCGUCAUCUUUGCCAAUGGUACCGUCCUGGACCAGCGACCUCCAGACUUUUGCAGCAUGUGUACGUUCAACGACACUGUCGCAAUCGACCGGCCUCCGAAACUGACCGCCGAGCAGGUGCUUCCCAUGCUGGUGCUCAUCAUCGCCAGCAUCUUGCGCACCACGCUCGGCAUCAUCAUGGUAGACAUGAUAAACAUUAAUUGGACCAUGUAG
This is a messenger RNA of Microdochium trichocladiopsis, 4491 nucleotides long. Its product is annotated as pectate lyase superfamily protein-domain-containing protein. NCBI's taxonomy places the organism in Eukaryota, Fungi, Ascomycota, Sordariomycetes, Xylariales, Microdochiaceae. The record is from RefSeq and is a predicted model, not a curated record. The transcript is spliced from 12 exons. Gene Ontology annotation, molecular function: polygalacturonase activity; phosphoric diester hydrolase activity. Bases 1 to 4491 code for a protein of 1496 amino acids. Gene Ontology annotation, biological process: lipid metabolic process.